GACACAGCGGGACAGGAACGGUACCGCACCAUCACCACAGCGUACUACCGAGGCGCCAUGGGCUUCAUUCUCAUGUAUGACAUCACCAACGAGGAGUCGUUUAACGCGGUGCAGGACUGGGCCACUCAGAUCAAGACUUACUCCUGGGAUAAUGCCCAGGUGAUCAUGGUGGGAAACAAGUGUGACAUGGACGAGGAGAGAGUUGUACCUCCUGAAAAAGGAAAACACCUGGCUGACCAGCUGGAACCAUUAGAGUGGUGUGUUCAACCAGAGAACCAAUCACAACAAACCAUUAGAGUGGUGUGUUCAACCAGAGAACCAAUCACAACAAACCACUAGAGUGGUGUGUUCAACCAGAGAACCUAUCAAAA
This is a messenger RNA of Austrofundulus limnaeus, 371 nucleotides long. Its product is annotated as ras-related protein Rab-3B. Gene Ontology annotation, molecular function: GTP binding; GTPase activity. The record is from RefSeq and is a predicted model, not a curated record. NCBI's taxonomy places the organism in Eukaryota, Metazoa, Chordata, Actinopteri, Cyprinodontiformes, Rivulidae.